AUGGAGUUUCAUUAUACUAGUCAAACUCAAGCAGAAGGGCAAAUGAGAACAGACACUAAUCUUGAAUUCGAAGGUGUCGAGGACAGUGAUAUUUACUAUGCAGAGCUUAGGAAGCAGAUUUUGCUUUUGACAGCCGACGAUGACGAAGAAUUUGCUGUUACAAACCAUUCGAGAUUGGUUGAUAUUCAAAAGAAACAAGACUCAAACAGCUUAAGCAGCAGUACUUUUCCUACAACAUUACAGCCGGGAAGCUAUUUCGACUGGUGGGAGAGGCAGAAAACUGAUUCGGUACCAACUUGGCUUGAGAACUUAUGGAGAUCUAAUGGCAAUGGAACUGGGGUGUUCAUCCCUCAAAUUGUGAAACCUAGAAGAUAUAGGCAUGGUAUGUGCUACGAAUGA
This is a messenger RNA of Dovyalis caffra, 399 nucleotides long. NCBI's taxonomy places the organism in Eukaryota, Viridiplantae, Streptophyta, Magnoliopsida, Malpighiales, Salicaceae. The record is from the annotation of a GenBank genome assembly.